AUGUACCCAACAACCAUAAUUUUAUCCUCAUCUCUCAUUCUAGUAAUUACAAUCCUCAUCUACCCCCUACUAACCACCCUCAACCCCAACACCCAAGACCCAAAAUGGGCAGCCACACAUGUCAAAACGGCUGUAAGCAGUGCAUUCCUAGUUAGUCUACUACCACUAACAAUUUUUUUAGACCAGGGAGUCGAAAGCAUUGUGACAAACUGACAUUGAAUAAACACGGCCACAUUUGACAUCAACGUUAGCUUCAAGUUCGACCAUUACUCACUCAUUUUUACCCCCAUCGCACUAUACGUCACCUGAUCCAUCCUAGAGUUCGCCCUAUGAUAUAUACACUCCGAUCUUACUAUAAACCGAUUCUUUAAAUACUUACUCCUGUUCUUAGUUGCCAUGAUUAUCCUAGUCACAGCCAAUAACAUAUUUCAACUUUUUAUUGGCUGAGAAGGAGUUGGAAUCAUGUCAUUUUUACUAAUUGGGUGAUGAUACGGACGAGCAGAUGCUAAUACGGCAGCUCUGCAGGCCGUCUUGUACAACCGGGUAGGCGACAUCGGAUUAAUCAUAAGCAUGGCCUGACUAGCAAUGAACCUAAACUCAUGAGAAAUUCAACAAAUCUUCUUCCUGUCAAAGGACUUCGACAUAACGCUUCCCCUAGUUGGACUUAUCCUUGCGGCCACUGGGAAAUCGGCCCAAUUUGGCCUCCACCCCUGACUUCCCUCCGCCAUGGAGGGCCCUACACCAGUCUCUGCCCUACUUCACUCCAGCACUAUAGUUGUUGCUGGCAUUUUCCUAUUGAUCCGACUUCACCCCUUAAUAGAGAAUAAUGAACUAGCACUAACUAUCUGUCUAUGCCUAGGAGCACUAACCACGCUAUUCACAGCCACUUGUGCCUUAACCCAAAAUGAUAUCAAGAAAAUUGUAGCUUUCUCCACAUCCAGUCAACUAGGGCUCAUAAUAGUCACAAUUGGACUCAACCAGCCCCAACUAGCCUUCCUUCACAUUUGCACGCACGCCUUCUUCAAAGCUAUACUAUUCCUGUGUUCAGGCUCAAUUAUUCAUAGCCUAAAUGACGAACAAGACAUCCGGAAAAUAGGGGGCCUUCACAACCUAAUACCCCUAACCUCAUCCUGCCUCACCAUUGGCAGCCUAGCCCUCACAGGGACCCCCUUCCUAGCGGGCUUUUUCUCAAAAGAUGCUAUCAUUGAAGCCCUCAACACCUCACACCUAAACGCCUGGGCCCUGAUUAUUACACUAGUCGCCACGUCCUUCACCGCAGUCUACAGCUUCCGGGUAGUGUUCUUUGUUACCAUAGGAUCCCCCCGAUUCCUACCCGCGUCCCCCAUUAAUGAGAACAACCCACAGGUAAUUAACCCCAUCAAACGCCUUGCCUGGGGAAGUAUCAUUGCGGGCUUCAUUAUCACAUUAAAUUUUUUACCAUCAAAAACCCAAGUUAUAACCAUGGCCAUACCCCUAAAAAUGGCCGCCCUUGCAGUAACAAUUACACGCCUACAAUUCCACUCCACCACUUCUCAAACAUGCUCGGAUACUUCCCCGCAACAAUUUGGACUCCUGGCCCUAGAACUAACUGCUCUAACAAAUAAACAGUUUAAAGCUCACCGACUCGCCCCAAAACUCAAUUUGCUGCUAGGACAAACAAUCGCCACCCAACUCGUAGACCAGACAUGGUUUGAAGCCACAGGGCCCAAAGGCCUCGCAUCCGCCCAAGUAAAGAUGGCUAAAAGCAUCAGUGAUACUCAGCGAGGAAUAAUCAAAACCUACCUCACAAUUUUUUCCUGACCACAACACUUGCAGUCCUCUAAGCCUCUAU
Messenger RNA from Myxocyprinus asiaticus (Chinese sucker), 1831 nucleotides. NCBI's taxonomy places the organism in Eukaryota, Metazoa, Chordata, Actinopteri, Cypriniformes, Catostomidae. The record is from the annotation of a RefSeq genome assembly.